CCCCAGGCCGCCGAGGGACGGCGGGGCCGGCGCCAUGGCCGAGCGGGGCCGUCUCGGCCUCCCCGGCGCGCCGGGCGCGCUCAACACGCCGGUGCCCAUGAACCUGUUCGCCACCUGGGAGGUGGAUGGCUCCAGCCCUAGCUGUGUGCCCAGGUUAUGCAGCCUAACCCUGAAGAAGCUGGCAGUUCUCAGAGAGUUGGAGAAGGAGCUGAUGUCCGUGGUGAUUGCAGUCAAGAUGCAGGGCUCCAAAAGGGUCCUGCGGUCUCAUGAGAUUGUGCUGCCCCCCAGUGGACAAGUGGAGACUGACCUGGCCCUGACCUUCUCUCUUCAGUACCCUCACUUCUUGAAGAGAGAAGGCAACAAGCUUCAGAUCAUGCUGCAGCGCAGGAAACGAUACAAAAACAGGACCAUCCUGGGCUACAAGACCCUGGCUGUGGGCUCCAUCAACAUGGCGGAGGUGAUGCAGCACCCCUCAGAGGGUGGCCAGGUGCUGAGCCUCUGCAGCAGCAUCAAGGAGGCCUCUGUCAAGGUGGCUGAGAUCUGGAUUGUCUCCCUGUCCAGCCAGCCCAUUGACCACGAGGACAGUGCCAUGCAGGCCGGCCCCAAGGCCAAGUCCACAGAUAACUACUCUGAGGAGGAGUACGAGAGCUUCUCCUCUGAGCAGGAGGCCAGUGAUGAUGCUGUGCAAGGGCAGGACCUGGAUGAGGAUGACUUUGAUGUGGGCAAAGCUGAGAAGCAGCGGAGCUCGAUAGUAAGAACGACGUCCAUGACCAGGCAACAGAACUUCAAGCAGAAGGUUGUGGCCCUGCUGCGGAGAUUUAAAGUGUCAGAUGAGGUCCUGGACUCAGAACAGGACCCCACAGAACAUGUCCCUGAGGCGGAGGAGGACCUGGACCUUCUCUAUGACACGCUGGACAUGGAGAACCCCAGUGACAGUGGGCCUGACAUGGAAGAUGAUGACAGCGUCCUCAGCACCCCCAAACCCAAGCUCAGGCCGUACUUUGAGGGCCUGUCACACUCCAGCUCACAGACAGAGAUCGGGAGCAUCCACAGUGCCCGGAGCCACAAGGAGCCUCCAAGCCCAGCUGAUGUGCCUGAGAAGACACGGUCCUUGGGAGCCAAGCAGCAGAGUGACAGCAUCUCAGACACGGUGGCCCUGAGCACACCAGCCUCACGGGAGCCGGCAGAACUGCCUGAGGACAGCCCUGAGGCUGAGACCUCCACACUGGAUGUGUUUACUGAGAAGUUGCCACCCAGUGGGAGGAUCACCAAGACAGAAUCACUUGUCAUCUCAUCUACCAGGUCUGAGACGAAGCCAGCUGGCCGCCGGGGCCGGAGCACAUCCCUGAAGGAGCGGCAGCCAGCACGACCACAGAAUGAGCGGGCCAACAGCCUAGACAAUGAGCGCUGCCCAGACACGAGGAGCCAGCUGCAGAUCCCCAGGAAGACUGUGUAUGACCAGCUGAACCACAUCCUUAUCUCUGACGACCAGCUCCCUGAGAACAUCAUUCUUGUCAAUACCUCUGACUGGCAGGGGCAGUUCCUUUCUGAUGUCCUGCAGAGGCACACACUCCCUGUGGUGUGCACGUGCUCCGCUGCUGAUGUCCAGGCAGCCUUCAGCACCAUUGUCUCGCGGAUACAGAGAUACUGCAACUGCAAUUCCCAGCCCCCGACCCCAGUGAAGAUUGCAGUGGCAGGAGCGCAGCAUUACCUCAGCGCCAUCCUGCGGCUCUUCGUGGAACAGUUGUCCCACAAGACACCUGACUGGCUUGGCUACAUGCGCUUUCUCAUCAUCCCACUGGGUUCCCACCCCGUGGCCAGGUACCUGGGCUCCGUGGACUACCGCUACCACAACUUCUUCCAGGACCUGGCCUGGAGAGACCUGUUCAAUAAACUGGAGGCCCAGAGUGCAGCACCACCUCCUCGUGCAGUGCAGGACACACCAGACAUCGUGUCGCGCAUCACCCAGUACAUCGCAGGUGCCAACUGUGCCCACCAGCUGCCCAUUGCUGAGGCCAUGCUGACCUACAAGCAGAAGAGGAAAAGGCAUUUUCACUUUGACUUUGCCCUAAGCCCUGAUGAAGAGUCCUCCCAGAGGUUCAUUCCCUUUGUUGGGGUUGUGAAGGUUGGGAUUGUGGAGCCAUCCUCUGCCACGUCAGGUGACUCAGAUGAUGCAGCCCCCUCAGGCCCCAGUGUGCUCUCCUCCACUCCACCGUCCACGUCGCCUGCAGCCAAGGAGGCCUCACCUACCCCGCCGUCCUCCCCAUCAGUGAGCGGAGGCCUAUCCUCCCCUAGCCAAGGUGUCGGCGCCGAGCUCAUGGGACUACAGGUGGAUUACUGGACAGCAGCACCUCCUGCAGACAGGAAGAGGGAUGCCGAGAAGAAGGACCUGCCCACCACCAAAAACACGCUCAAGUGCACUUUCCGGUCCCUCCAGGUCAGCAGGCUGCCCAGCAGUGGCGAUGCCACAGCCACACCUACCAUGUCCAUGACUGUGGUCACCAAGGAGAAGAACAAGAAGGUGAUGUUUUUGCCCAAGAAAACGAAAGACAAGGACGUGGAAUCCAAAAGCCAGUGUAUCGAGGGCAUCAGCCGCCUGAUCUGCACAGCCAAGCACCAGCAGAACAUGCUGCGGGUCCUCAUCGACGGCGUGGAGUGCAGUGAUGUCAAGUUCUUCCAGCUGGCCGCCCAAUGGUCCUCGCAUGUGAAGCACUUCCCCAUCUGCAUCUUCGGACACUCCAAGGCCACCUUCUAGCCCUACUCACCGAGAGGCCACCACAGGACCACACAGGACCACGGAGAGGCCCAUGUUUCUGUUAACAUUUGAGUUUACUACAAAGACAGAUCCUUAAAAACACAAAGAAACAGUCUUAAGUCCGAAUGUGCUCACAGCUGGAAACUAAGGUCAGCUCCCUGCUGGGUGCUGAGUAAUCGCUCUGCUUAUUAACCAGACAUUUGGCCCAGCAAAUGCAAGGCUGUGGGGCCCAGAGAGGUUUUGCUUCAUCUGCAGGAGCCCCCAGAGCCUACAGCAAGGAGGGUUCUGCCUGAGUCCUGCCCUUUCCAGAAGCCAGGAUACUGCUUCCUCUGGAAGCUUUGAGCUUGGUGGCAAGAGGCCAAAGGUUGCAGGCAUGCUCAGCUUCCUGACAGAGGACACCCCCAAUCCCAGGACCACCCAUGUGGGGCUCCCAAUAAACUCCAGCCUCCAAGCAGAGGUUUUAUAGUAGCAGAUCUUUCUAAUGCUCUCAAAUACACGUUACUGUAUAGCUGCCAAACAGUUGCUCUUCUGAAGUCCCCAGCAGGUCUUGCCCUACUCCAGCCCCUCACUGGUCAGAGACUGAGGCUGUGCAGACUUUGUCAGUCCCAGAGGUUCCCUACAGAUAGCCCACUGUCCAGGCUGUUCUGCUGUACCAUUUGCACACCCCACUUGCCUGCUGUCCAGGACUGGUUCUGGUUCUGCUGGUAUCUGGGUUGGGAUCCAGGACUCUGGUCACCUGGUGAGCAGGUGUCCAUGGAAGACCUUCAGCAACUGUGUGGGCAGAGGGAGGUCAGGCAGGCUGGCCUGUCACAGGGCCAGGCACACUUGCAGUGCUGGGGCCCUCCUGGCCAAACUCCUGAGAGCAGCAUGUUGCAUUAGGACCCUACCCUGGGGGAAGCCCUACCCUAACUCGCCCAUGAAUGAGAAGGCUGUCCACCUGACAGCCAGCCCCAGCAGAUGACAGCUCAGUGCUGCCUCCCCCACGAAGUUCACACCUGGGGUCUCCUAAGAAAGGCCACCUAGCCUCUUCCUUGGCUAUGAACACUAGUGACCCUCCCUGCCGGGGAAAUAGCUCAGUAGAGUAAGUGCUUGCCUGGCAAGUACAAGGACCUGAGUUCAAUUCCCGGUUCCGCAAAAAAAACACCAACUAGUGACCCUCCCAGAAGCUCUGGGCCUGGUGUCUUGAGAGCUGUAUAAGCUUACUCAGAAAACAGUGCCCAACUGCAGGACUGGCUUAGUCACAGAGGAGUCUCCAUUUUCCUGGGAAGAGGGUGGUCCAUUUCCUCACCAGUUAUCUACCUGCUUACCUGUUCCCUUCUCAGGUGGCUGAACAGUUUGUCCAGGGGGGGAACCCUGGGGAUAGCAACUAGGUCUGGGUUCUGCCCCAGUGCCCUGGAUGCAAAUCUUGGACAGCCUGAGAACGUCCUUCUGAUUAACCCCUGUGGCUCCCCGGUCACCUAGGAGUAGAGCCUGAGGCACUGCCUGGCAGAUAGCCUCUGGAGAAAGGGAUCAGGCUAGCUCAGUGUCAAGGCCUUCAGAGCCUAUUGUAUCUUCUUACCCAGUUUCUUCCUAAAAAUCACAUUGGUAGGAAAGGAGCUGCCUAGGCACCUUGCUGUGGGCAGCCCUUCCUGGGAGACCACCUCCCCUGGGAUUGGCUCCACAGCCCCACCCUUGCUCAGGUAAGGAGAGUGGAGAGGGUCUGGGUGGAACCUGCGUCCA
Molecule: messenger RNA, 4474 nt
Organism: Octodon degus (degu)
Lineage: Eukaryota; Metazoa; Chordata; Mammalia; Rodentia; Octodontidae
Gene: Pacs2
Product: phosphofurin acidic cluster sorting protein 2
Exons: 25
Coding region: 35-2755 (906 amino acids)
Biological process (GO): protein localization to plasma membrane
Molecular function (GO): transmembrane transporter binding
Source: RefSeq, a predicted model, not a curated record